Messenger RNA from Pocillopora meandrina, 531 nucleotides. NCBI's taxonomy places the organism in Eukaryota, Metazoa, Cnidaria, Anthozoa, Scleractinia, Pocilloporidae. The record is from the annotation of a GenBank genome assembly.
AUGAACAACUUUUCUUGUGAACUGUUUCUAAAUUUUAUCGGAUCUGCCUACGAAGUUAAAGACCUUCGUUCGACUUUCAUUGCUAACUGUGUCUUCAACAAUUUUCUAUAUCUCCAUUAUGUUGAACAUUGUUACAGUCUUUGCCAUACGAAAGACAUCUUCGUUACCAAAGACUUUGAAAACAUUGUUGAUGAGUCUCACUGUUUCAGAUGUUGGGGUUCGGUGGUUUGCCCACCCAAUCUACACUUUACUUCUGGUCAGCUUCUUACGAGAGAACAAAAUCAUCUCUAUCACCUAAACUAUGUUCCUCGUCUUUACUCGGUUAUUUGCUUUAGCUCCGUUCCCAGGUGUGGUAGCUGUAAGUGUAGACAGGUUCUUAGCUGUUCACUUCAUAUCGAAUACCAGGAAAUUGUGACUUACAAACUUGAUGUUGCUUCUGUGAUCUCAGCAUGGGUAUCAUGUGCAUUUGUAUUUGCAUUAGCGCUCUUGAUUCUCUAUGAUACGCAAACGUUAGUAACCAACAACGCAAGA